AAAAGUUAUCUGUUAUCUAAGUGUUUCGUUUAUGUACUUUGUGAUAAUUAUAUGAUACCACUUGAGUGAAUGCUGCAGAUAUGAGCCCAGAGGAGGAGCCAGAGUAUCAGACACCACCCACCUGCGAUCUGCUCAGCCUUCUGCUGAAGAACAGACGCCCUACUGGAGCUGUCAACGAGGUUUGGCCCAACCUCUACAUCGGAGACGCGGCUACAGCUCAGGAUAAAACCCUGUUAGUGAAUCUGGGAAUAACACAUGUGGUGAAUGCUGCAGAUGGCCCCCAGCACAUUAAUACUGGACCACAUUUCUACAAAGACACCGACAUACUGUAUCACGGCGUAGAAGCACCAGACUGUAAACAUUUUGACUUGAGCCCAUUCUUCACUGAGACGGCUGAUUUCAUCCACAGUGCUCUGAAUCAGAAAGGUAAAGUGCUCGUACACUGUGCACGAGGAAUCAGCCGCUCAGCAACUCUAGUGCUGGCCUUCCUCAUGAUCAAAGAAAGACGAACCCUUGUGGAUGCUCUUGAGGCUGUUCGUAAACACAGAAACAUUCUCCCAAAUGUUGGAUUUUUGAAGCAACUCUGUGUUCUGGACUCAUUCUUGGCCCUACAGAGGAGGACGAUCAAAACUGACGGCUUCACAAGCUGGCAGAAUGAUGAAAACAAAAUUGUCGAGCAGGGAAAUGAAGGACUUCAAUCUCUCGCCAAUAAAUCAUGUGUGAAAGGAAGCCACAGUGAGAAAAUGGCUUCUCACAAGUCAAAGACUGGCACCAAGAUAAAUGUUACAAAGGCAGCAGAGGAAUCCAGUCCAGUGGAUGAAUAUGUCACACCUGGGGGCUAUGAGCUGGAGAAAAUCCUCAACCGUGGGAGUGUGGCUUACACUCAUGUCAACGAGGUCUGGCCUAACACCUACAUCGGGGACGAGGAGACUGCAAAGGACAAACAUAAUCUGAAGAAGUUGGGGAUUACUCACAUCUUGAACGCAGCAGAAGGGACAUGGAACAACGUGGACACUGGAGCUGGUUACUAUAGUGACAUGGACAUCGUCUAUUAUGGUGUGGUAGCAGAGGACGUCCAGACGUUUGACCUCAGCCAGUAUUUUGUCUCUGCUGCCCGGUUUAUUGAAGAAACACUAAGCAACCCUCAGAAUAAGCUGCUGGUGCAUUGUGUGAUGGGAAGGAGUCGGUCUGCCACGCUUUUCCUCGCCUACCUCAUGAUCUGUGAGAACAUGACAGUGGUCGACGCCAUCGAUCACGUGAAAAGACGCAGGCGGAUCAUCCCCAACUGGGGCUUCCUGAAACAGCUGAGAGAUUUGGACAUGGAGCUCCAGGAGAAAAGAAACAACGCUACAGAGCAAAGCUGAUUAUAAGACUUAAUGGGCAAGUUGACUCAGGUCAAGCCUCAAGUCAUUCAAGACAAGUUCAAAUCAGGUUAUACUGUAGGUCAUUAGUCCAAGUCAAGUCCAAAUCAAUUCAUUACGUAUUUGAGACAUGUUCAAGUUAAGUGACAACUCAUUUGAGAGUCACGUUACAUUAAUUACAGGUAGUCCAAGUCAGCUCUCAAGUCAUCCGAUUCAAGAUCAGGUUGGGUCUCAUGUCUUAUCAUAGCAAGUUGCAGGUCAAAUCUGAGGUCAAGUCUCAUGUCAUUGGAGACAAGUCUGAGUCAAAUCUCGAGUAAUGUGAGUCAAAUCUAAACCAGGAAGUACAUCAUUGGAGACCAAGUCAAGUCACGAGAAACUCAGGACAAGUCUCAGUCAAGACACAGCAAGUAAUGUGAGACAAAUCCAAGUCAAGAUGCAAGUCUUUUUGUUUUUAUUAUUAUUAUAGAGCAUUUUUGCCUUUAAUGGACAGUUGGUGGCAGAGAGACUGAGAGGAAAUAAUGGGAGAGAGAGAAAUGGGUAUGACAUGCAACAAAGGUCCCUUGCUAGACUUCAACCAGGUAUAUGGUAUUUAGUUGCAGAUAUAAGGCAUGUGCUGUAACCACUUAUCUACAAAGUUGCUACAAGUUACGAAAAUGCAUUUCACUGGUCUAAAUAAAGAAAUUGCAAGUCACAAGUCUGCCACAUGUAUCCAAAUGCUGAGUAUUAAAAUGUUUUUAAAUUCAAAUUAUUCCCUUUAAAGUUGUGUCAAUAGUGUUGUUGUUUUUUUUGCAUCAUUUACAUCAAGACCUUUUUUGUAUUAAAUAUUAAAGGUGUGCAAAACCUG
Molecule: messenger RNA, 2205 nt
Organism: Scomber scombrus (Atlantic mackerel)
Lineage: Eukaryota; Metazoa; Chordata; Actinopteri; Scombriformes; Scombridae
Product: probable dual specificity protein phosphatase DDB_G0281963
Exons: 8
Coding region: 81-1364 (427 amino acids)
Biological process (GO): protein dephosphorylation; negative regulation of MAPK cascade
Cellular component (GO): cytoplasm
Molecular function (GO): protein tyrosine/serine/threonine phosphatase activity; MAP kinase phosphatase activity
Source: RefSeq, a predicted model, not a curated record